AUGACAGAAAAACUAGACAAAGCUCAGAUUAAGAAGGAUGGUUUCGUUGACUCAAGUAGAUUUGGUAAUUUCCCUAAUCUUAUUUAUUAUUAUGACGAUGUUAAGAAAUUAAACAAGUUAAAUAUACCAAAAUGUGGUAAAGAAUUUGUGAUUGACAAAAACAUCAUCGCUUUAAAAGAUGAU
Entrophospora sp. SA101 is the source of this 183-nucleotide messenger RNA. NCBI's taxonomy places the organism in Eukaryota, Fungi, Glomeromycota, Glomeromycetes, Entrophosporales, Entrophosporaceae. The record is from the annotation of a GenBank genome assembly.